This is a messenger RNA of Glossina fuscipes, 1828 nucleotides long. It is a transcript of the gene Elp3, whose product is annotated as elongator complex protein 3. Gene Ontology annotation, biological process: tRNA wobble base 5-methoxycarbonylmethyl-2-thiouridinylation. The record is from RefSeq and is a predicted model, not a curated record. NCBI's taxonomy places the organism in Eukaryota, Metazoa, Arthropoda, Insecta, Diptera, Glossinidae. The coding region runs from base 85 to 1734 and encodes 549 amino acids. Gene Ontology annotation, molecular function: iron-sulfur cluster binding; acyltransferase activity, transferring groups other than amino-acyl groups. Gene Ontology annotation, cellular component: cytoplasm; nucleus; elongator holoenzyme complex. The transcript has 5 exons.
ACUGCUGUUAUUCUUUCACGUGAAAGUGUGUUACGGCGUAGAAGGUAUUUCAGUUUAUUAGCAAAUUCGCGUUUAGAAGUUUAGAUGAAACAGAAAAAAAAAUUAGGAGUUGGCUUAAGCUAUGAAGAACGCCAAGUUAUUGUGAUUGGCGAAAUCAUUCAAGAGCUGCUGAAAGCGCAUGAGGAGAAGAAAGAUGUUAAUAUAAAUCGAAUGAAAUCACGUAUAUCAUCUAAGUACGGCUUAGAAAGUUCACCACGUUUGGUAGAUAUUAUUGCAGCCGUACCUCAAGAUGCAAAAAAGAUACUGCUGCCUCAAUUAAAAGCUAAACCUAUUCGCACGGCGAGUGGAAUUGCUGUGGUAGCUGUUAUGUGUAAACCACACCGAUGCCCUCACAUAAAUAUGACUGGGAACAUUUGCGUAUAUUGCCCUGGCGGUCCGGAUAGUGAUUUUGAAUAUUCGACUCAGUCGUAUACGGGCUAUGAACCUACUUCCAUGCGUGCUAUAAGAGCUCGUUAUAAUCCUUUCCUACAAACUAAACAUCGCGUAGAACAACUUAGGCAAUUAGGACACUCGGUCGACAAAGUUGAAUUUAUUGUAAUGGGCGGUACAUUUAUGUGCUUGCCAGAGGAAUAUCGCGAUUAUUUUAUAAGAAAUCUACAUGAUGCGUUAUCCGGCCAUACUAGUGCGAAUGUAGCUGAAGCUGUUAAGUUUUCCGAGAAAUCUCGAACCAAAUGUAUUGGCAUUACAAUUGAAACUCGACCAGACUAUUGUCUAAAGCGUCAUAUAUCUGAUAUGCUGUCUUACGGCUGCACUCGUUUGGAAAUUGGAGUGCAAUCGGUUUAUGAGGAUGUAGCUCGAGAUACGAAUCGAGGCCACACUGUAAGGGCAGUUUGCGAAAGUUUUCAGCUAGGGAAAGACUCCGGAUAUAAAAUUGUAGCUCAUAUGAUGCCUGAUUUGCCAAACGUCGAUUUCGAAAGAGAUAUCGACCAAUUUAUCGAGUACUUUGAAAAUCCUGCCUUUCGUUCGGACGGGUUAAAAAUUUAUCCUACUUUGGUGAUACGUGGUACAGGGCUUUAUGAACUGUGGAAAACUGGCCGUUAUAAAUCAUAUCCACCAUCUAUGUUAGUGGAUUUGGUAGCUAAGAUUUUAGCACUAGUACCGCCUUGGACUAGGGUUUAUCGUGUGCAACGUGACAUACCAAUGCCACUCGUGAGUUCGGGUGUUGAAUAUGGUAAUUUACGAGAACUAUCUCUAGCUCGAAUGAAAGACCUCGGCAUAGAAUGCCGUGAUGUUCGUACCCGCGAAGUAGGUAUACAGGAAAUCCACAAUAAGAUACGACCGUAUGAAAUCGAGCUCAUACGUCGUGAUUAUGUAGCUAACGGUGGCUGGGAAACCUUCCUAUCUUACGAAGAUCCUACUCAAGAUAUUCUUGUGGGUUUGUUACGAUUACGCAAAUGUUCUCCGGAAACUUUUCGCCCAGAAUUGAAGAAAGAACAAUGCUCCAUAGUGAGAGAACUUCAUGUUUACGGCUCCGUGGUUCCGGUUAGUGCCAGAGAUCCGACUAAAUUUCAGCAUCAAGGUUUUGGCAUGCUUUUAAUGGAGGAAGCUGAACGACUUGCACGCGAAGAGCAUGGAAGUACCAAGUUGGCAGUUAUCUCUGGUGUUGGCACCCGUGAUUAUUAUCGAAAAUUAGGCUAUGAAUUAGAUGGCCCCUAUAUGUCAAAGCAAUUAUGAAGCAUUAUACAUCUCCCGCUUUUGUGUGUAUUUAGAUUUAACUAAAAAUAUAUUAAAAAUAUUACUUAGAAAUCAAAUGACAUUAAAAUACAAA